AUGAGCAUUAACGGCUACAACCACCAUUUUCACCGCCUCAUCUCUCCCUCCCACCUCUUCGCCGUCGUCGUCGCCGGGCCGCGCCGAUCGAUGGCCACGACAGUCGCCGCCGCCGCCGCCGCUCCCUCCUCUGCGGCCACCGGCAGCAACAGCCGCCACCGCGGCGGGGGCGGCGCUGCUUACACGGCGAUCAAGGAGAGAGUCGUGUUCGAGAGGGAAGUCAAGAAGAGCAAAUUCAUCGCGAUCGCCGGCCCUGUCUCCGACGAGCAGUCCGCCUUCUCGUUUCUCUCCCAGGUUAGGGAUCCGCGUGCGACUCAUAAUUGUUGGGCUUAUAAGGUGGGAGAUCAGUUCCGGUCUAAUGACGACGGUGAACCGUCGGGUACUGCUGGAAAACCUAUUUACUCUGCUAUUGAAUCUUCGGGGAUCGAUAGAGUGAUGGUUGUAGUUAUAAGGCACUUUGGAGGUAUUAAACUAGGUACGGGAGGGCUGGUGAGAGCAUACGGUGGAGUGGCAUCAGAGUGCUUAAAGAAUGCCCCAACUUGUCUGGUGAAAUCUAAAGUUCCAAUGGGUGUGGAGAUUCCUUAUGAGCUAUUGGGAGUUCUAUAUCAUCAGUUACAAGCUUUCCAUGCUGAGGACAUCAAGCAGGACUAUGAGACUGGUAAAGACGUUACCACCAUGGUUACCUUCAAGGUUGAUUAUGACCAGAUGGAGAAAUUGGAAGAAGCUAUCAAAGCAAAUUGUGGUCGUGAUAUUCCAUUGUAUAAAUCCUGACUGAGUCUUGCUCAUCUAUCUUCUCUGAGGACAGUCUUGUCCAUGCGUCUGAUCCUGUAAUGACAGGAUGCAGGUAAAUAAUAGGUGGGUAGGUGCUCUCUCUUGAUUAUGGUUACUGAGACAGUGGCCUGUUAUUGAUCUCGCUUGACUAUCCCAAGUUGAAGAACUCCCAAAGGAUUGAUUUACUUGCAUGGUGGAGUCAUUCCGGAGAUUCUGUUGGAUUGAUCAGACAAGAGGAGACACCUCAUGCAAUUGCCUUGGAGGCAAUUGUUUUUUUAUCAGAAGGGGCAAAGAUUCUUUUGCUGCACAUUGCAUCUUGGUUUUACAUCCAAUCCUAAAUUAGAGAGUAGGUUACUCAUAUUCUGUGCAAAUAAGGAUGUAGCCGGCUAUGUAGCUAAUGACACCGUUUUAUGAAGUUUUUGACAUUUUCCUGGGCUUUCCUGAUACUGAAGACAACCAAUUUGGUUCUUCA
Eucalyptus grandis is the source of this 1243-nucleotide messenger RNA. RefSeq lists its product as hypothetical. The transcript is spliced from 7 exons. The record is from RefSeq and is a predicted model, not a curated record. Gene Ontology annotation, cellular component: cytoplasm. Bases 1 to 771 code for a protein of 256 amino acids. Gene Ontology annotation, biological process: regulation of translational initiation. NCBI's taxonomy places the organism in Eukaryota, Viridiplantae, Streptophyta, Magnoliopsida, Myrtales, Myrtaceae.